Saccostrea cuccullata (small rock oyster) is the source of this 1863-nucleotide messenger RNA. RefSeq names its product E3 ubiquitin-protein ligase TRIM71-like. The transcript has 2 exons. The record is from RefSeq and is a predicted model, not a curated record. The coding region runs from base 94 to 1761 and encodes 555 amino acids. Lineage: Eukaryota; Metazoa; Mollusca; Bivalvia; Ostreida; Ostreidae. Gene Ontology annotation, molecular function: zinc ion binding; protein binding.
UCACGAAGUCGAACUACAAGCUGUUUCAGAUUUUAUAGGCGGGACUUAAAGUCUCCUUUCACUGAAUGAAGAGUCGACAGGUCUGAUUGGUGUAUGGGAUCAACAAUGGCUUCCGUCCAGGGUCAGGAGGUCAUAACCUGUGACCUUUGUGUCAAACCUGUCCAACAAUUCUGUAACAGCUGCCAAGUCGGUCUGUGUGAAGACUGCAUCAACAAACAUGUCAAGAGCCUCAAGUCCAUGAAGCAUGACAUUGUUCCUUUCACCAAGCGUACAGUACAGCUUGUGUUCCCUCAGUGUACAUCUCAUUCCCACCAGAGAUGUGAGGCCCACUGUCAACAGUGUAAUGUCCCGGUCUGCAUCAAAUGUCUUACUGGUCCAAACCACAGAGGUCAUGAGUUUGAUGACAUGGUGGACAUUAUUGUCAGGAAGAAAGAAGAAAUUGAUAGAGAAAAUGAAGAGAUUGAGCUCAUAAUUUCCAAAAAUUCAGCAUUAGAUACAGAUGUAGAAAACAAUCUGUCAGUUUCUGUGGUUCACUUUGCAGAUAUUGAAAAACAGGCAACUGAUCAAAGAAAACAAUGGCACCUAGAGGUGGACAACAUCUUUAACAAAAUGGAAUCCCUGAUCCAGUCACUCAAAGAUCAUCAUUUCACAACUCUACAAUUAUGCCAGGCCAAACUCAGAAGCCAGAAUUCCAGUAUGAUUCAAGCUGUUCAAGAAAACAAAGAAAUCCUGAAGUCUAACAAAGUGUCUGAUGUCAACAACUACCAAUCCAAACUGAAGGAAUAUAGGAACAUUCCACAAAUACCUGAUUUACCAUUGCCCUCUCUCCAAACAAACACAGUCCAAGGGAGAGAACUCAGCAUAGAAUUAGGAGAGUACAAGGCUACACUGACACAGACAUCACUAUCCAGUCUGACAGAUGAAGUCUCCUUUUUAUCUGUUAAGGAAUUAUUAGAAGAAGCCAAAUUGAUUGCAACCAUUCCAACAAAUAUUACAAACUUAUAUAAAGUGGUUUGUGUAGGAUCAGAUAAAGCUUGGGUUAAUUGUGAAGACAGUGUAUUGACCUGUGUUGACAUGAGUGGUUCAGUUGUAGGCACGGUCACCACUACAUGUAAAAGCUAUCCUUUUGAGAUCACAGUAACCAGUCAGGGAGAAUUGGUAUAUAGUGAUGUCAAAAGCAAAACUGUGAACAUUGUCAGAGAUGGGAAGACAGAGACACUGAUCACUAUACCUGUGGGCUGGUUUCCAGGGGGGCUGUGUUGUACAAGGUCAGGGGACAUCCUAGUAACUCUUCAUACCGCUAAUUACAAGCAAUGUAAAAUAGUCCGUUAUCAGGGGCAGGGGGUGACACAGGAAAUAGAGAAAGAUGAACACGGCGACCCAAUCUAUCAAGGAGGGGAGUACACAGUGUAUGUGGUGGAGAACAACAAUAGAGACAUAGUGGCCGCUGAUCAGAAUGCUGAAGUCGUAGUAGCUGUAAAUAGGAAAGGGAAAGUUGUAUUUAGAUACAACAAGGAACCACCAGGAGCAAUGUUCAAGUUCAGUCCCAGACAGAUCGUAACGGACUCCACGGGUCACAUCAUUGUGGUGGACGGGAACAAUGAAUGUCUACACGUGUUAAGUCAGAACGGACAGCUGCUGAGGUGUGUGGACAAUUGUCCACUAGAUGUUCCUGAUGGACUGAGUGUGGACAGUGAGGGGAGGUUGUGGGUAGGGUGUUAUAAUUCAGGACAAAUAAAAGUCAUCCAGUACAAGAAUUAGAUACCAUGACAUUCCGCAGUAUGCAUGUACCAGUAAAAGAUGUUGUGAUAAGAAAAUAAUCUUAAACAUCAUUGGGAUACAUGAUAUAAGCAUAACUAUAAA